Molecule: messenger RNA, 1116 nt
Organism: Biomphalaria glabrata
Lineage: Eukaryota; Metazoa; Mollusca; Gastropoda; Planorbidae
Exons: 2
Coding region: 1-1116 (371 amino acids)
Source: RefSeq, a predicted model, not a curated record
AUGGUAGAUAAGAAGAAAGCUGAGAUGGUAGAUAAGAAGAAAGCUGAUAUGGUAGAUAAAACGAAAGCUGAGAUGGUAGAUAAGAAGAAAACUGAGAUGGUAGCUAUGACGAAAGCUGAGAUGGUAGCUAUGACGAAAGUUGAGAUGGUAGAUAUGAAGAAAGCUGAGAUGGUAGAUAAGAAGAAAGCUGAGAUGGUAGCUAUGACGACAGCUGAGAUGGUAGCUACGACGAAAGCUGAGAUGGUAGAUAAGAAGAAAACUGAGAUGGUAGCUAUGACAAAAGCUGAGAUGGUAGCUAUGACGAAAGUUGAGAUGGUAGAUAUGAAGAAAGCUGAGAUGGUAGAUAAGAAGAAAACUGAGAUGGUAGCUGAGACGAAAGCUGAGAUGGUAGAUAAGAAGAAAGCUGAGAUUGUAGAUAAGAAGAAAGCUGAGAUGGUAGCUAUGACGACAGCUGAGAUGGUAGCUACGACGAAAGCUGAGAUGGUAGCUAUGACAAAAGCUGAGAUGGUAGAUAAGAAGAAAUCGGAGAUUCUAGUUAAGAAGAAAGCUGAGAUGGUAGCUAUGACAAAAGCUGAGAUGGUAGAUAAGAAGAAAUCUGAGAUGCUAGUUAAGAAGAAAGCUGAGAUGGUAAAUAAGAAGAAAGCUGAGAUGGCAGAUAAGAAGAAAGCUGAGAUGGUAGUUAAGAAGAAAGCUGAGAUGGUAGAUAAGAAGAAAGCUGAGAUGGUAGCUAUGACAAAAGCUGAGAUGGUAGAUAAGAAGAAAUCUGAGAUGCUAGUUAAGAUGAAAGCUGAGAUGGUAAAUAAGAAGAAAGCUGAGAUGGCAGAUAAGAAGAAAGCUGAGAUGGUUGCUAUGACGAAAGCUGAGAUGAUAGAUAAGAAGAAAGCUGAGAUGGUAGAUAAGAAGAAAGCUGUGAUGGUAGAUAAGAAAGCGGAGAUGGUAGAUAAGAAGAAAGCUGAGAGGGUAGAUAAGAAGAAAGCUGAGAUGGUAGCUGAGAUGGGUAUUAAAUUAGGUUCAAGUAAGUGGCGUGUCUUUGUGCCGUGGCAUGUGCCAACUGAACGCUGGGGCAACGCUUUGAUGAAUGUGGUGACACAAUUGGAGAAUGACGUCAGAAAGUAG